CGCAGACAGCCCAACCAGUCGAUCCAGUAUUCAGCUCCGACCAGUAUGUGAGGAGACAGGCGUUUAGUGGAGCACCGAUACAAUGGUAGCCUGCAAACGACCUUUAGUAUAGCUAGUUAACUCUGCAACUACUAACUCCAUGCAAUUGUGCCUGCAGUGGCCGUGGCAAACCAUUGAAUGACAACUAAUUAAAGGGUUGAGAAUGAUAAGACUUGCAUCUUGGAGACGCAUCAUAUCUGGGGUUCCAGUAUGGAGAUGUCUUCAGCAGACAAUCAGAGCACCAAACUACACGACAAAAGCUCAGCUGCCGUUUCGCUCCAGAGCCUCCUCAGGGUUAAUGCCAUCCAGACUGACUCCCACCAGCAGGUUGUCCAGCAUCAGACCUGUGAGCUGGCCAGUCUCCCGUCUCUGCCACAGGGAUUCACAAGGCAACUCAGAGAGACGCGACAGCAAAGAGGGUUUCAGUUUGAGGGCCCUCACCCAGUCUCCCACACCAGCUCUUUACCUCGGUAUCUCGGGGCUCAUCCCUUUCCUGUCUGCCCCUCUCCUGAUGGCCGCCACUCAGUCUUUCUAUCCUGAACUGGCAUAUGCUCAAGUGGUCUAUGGAGCCUCUAUAGUUUCCUUCCUGGGAGGGGCCCGCUGGGGGUUUGCCCUCCCUGCCGGAAGUCCUGCUCAGCCUGACUGGAUGAACUUGGGCAACAGUGUGGUGCCUUCACUUCUGGCCUGGAUGGCACUGCUCUGCAGGGACAAUAUUGCAGAGGGAGCCCUGGUAGUUAUAAUGGGACUAGGUCUCUCUCUGCACUAUGACCUGACCCUGCUGCCUGGUUACCCUUCCUGGUUCAAAGCCAUGCGAACUCUCCUCACACUUGUCGCCACCUUCUCACUGGUGGCUACCCUGACAAUUAAAAAAUUCUGCACUGAGAAGAAGUUCAAAGAGAUUCAGAACUAAUUUAAGAGGUCAGUUUGUACUUUGAGCCAUUUGGACUCAAUAAAAAAAAAAAUGUGAAAUUAAAUGCAGAUGUACAGACAGUCUUGUUUGUUCGUACAGUAUACCAAAGCGCAGCAGUAA
Molecule: messenger RNA, 1069 nt
Organism: Anoplopoma fimbria (sablefish)
Lineage: Eukaryota; Metazoa; Chordata; Actinopteri; Perciformes; Anoplopomatidae
Product: transmembrane protein 69-like
Exons: 3
Coding region: 203-949 (248 amino acids)
Source: RefSeq, a predicted model, not a curated record